This is a messenger RNA of Falco peregrinus (peregrine falcon), 8672 nucleotides long. It is a transcript of the gene PAK6, whose product is annotated as p21 (RAC1) activated kinase 6. The transcript has 8 exons. The coding region runs from base 3936 to 5939 and encodes 667 amino acids. The record is from RefSeq and is a predicted model, not a curated record. Gene Ontology annotation, biological process: protein phosphorylation; regulation of MAPK cascade; intracellular signal transduction. Lineage: Eukaryota; Metazoa; Chordata; Aves; Falconiformes; Falconidae. Gene Ontology annotation, cellular component: cytoplasm. Gene Ontology annotation, molecular function: protein serine/threonine kinase activity; ATP binding.
UUUGUGACAUUUCUUACAGUACAGUUGUCAGCAGUGAAUGAAAGACUAAAGUCUAGUAGAUGAUUAUAAAAUCAGUGUCACAGUAUUUGUAUUAUUAUAUUAAAGGGAUGCUGUUUAUGUUUAAAUACAGGUUUGGCUUGAUUUACAAAAUCUUAUAUGCAUAAAAUGUUCUUAUGAAUUUCUUAGUGAUCUAGAAAAGGCCUGUUUUAUGUAUUUUAUUAAAACAUUCUUUAGCUGGGUAUUGGAAAUACAAGUAAAUAGCUCUUGCAUGAAAACCACAAAGUGAAAGGAGACUGGUUAAAUACAGACCUCAAUGAAAUGCAAACCCUACACAGAUUAUUACGAUCCAUUGGAUUUCAAAUAACUAUUUUUAGCGUAUGAAUUCCAUUUGAUCUUAAUGCAGUGUACCUUUAAACCACCUGUCUGAUAUGGCAAUGUCUUUAUAAUUAAAGAUUGAUGCUGACCAUAGAAAGCAAAUGUCAUUGGAUACCCAGGGCUAUAUUGUUUUUGGAGUUGAUUACAUUUUGUGCUUUUUAGGAUGUCUAUUAUAAACCAAUAAGGUAGAUGCUGGCCACGUCAGCUCGUUGCCCUAAAAUUGACCAUGAACUUAGUAGAUGCUUCUUUCUGGGUUUAGGAAGCAUGCUUUUAUAUAUAGGAUCUAAGUAGUCCAGGUGUUGAUUGACGGGUAUACUGAUUUAAUGUAAGUAUACAAAUGUGAUGUUUAUGCUUAUGCGAACUGAUAGGCUGGCAUAAAGCCACUGUUCUGUUUGGGGCCAAAACAUCACCUGGGCUUUAAGAAUUUCCAUUCUGAAGUAGUUUAGCUAGAAUCCUUCUCCUUAUGGGGAAAUGAUUGAAAUGUUCAAGAAAAUUGAUACUACAAGUGCUGAUGGUUGUGGCAUUUGUAACAGCACAUUUUACAGGACCCCUUGCUGCCAGAGGCAGUUAAAGAGCAAACUCGAAAGACACUCUGUGCUGUUCUCUGAAUAUCUUCUCAUUAUGAAGAUGAGAUGAGGAAUGAAGCUGUGAUUGUAGGAGCAGGGGAAGAAAAGAUACUAGUUGAAAUAGUAGCAUCGCUCUGUCCGGAAGUACCCGUGUUCUGGUGGAUCAAGUAGCUGUCAUGACUGACAUGCAGUCAACGAUUCAGAACUCAAGCACUUGAUAUAAUACUACAGAUAUACUUCCUGAUUUCCUUGGAGGCUGUAAAAGCUCCUCAGUAGCACCAGCUGUUGGUUUGAAUAGUGCUAAUGCCAUGAGCUAUUAGAAUCUUUCCUUUCCAGCAUUGUCUGCACUUUUUUGUUUGUUUGUUUUUGUUUACAGAAUUGCCCUCUGACUUCAGUCUUGAUUAUUAGUUAAUAUGCAGCACCUAAGGGGCCUUAGAGAUGAAUCACUGUGUUUUAGUAGUGGCAAUACAGACCUGGAGCACAGAUGCUCUUCCCAUAAGCUCUCCAUUAAGAUGUAUUUGGGUUUUCAUUGGAACAUAUUCUAAGCAAAGAUUAUUCUGGCUGUGAAAACUCCUCUAGGCAGAACAGUUGCUUCCAGCCUCUUAUGGUUUUUUUUCUAGUUGCCUAACCUUUUGCUUUUUUUUUUUCAACUGUAACUUUAGUAGGGUUCUGGACACGGUAAUGCAAUGGCCAUUGUCAGUGUGUGAAUUCUGUGUUUCACCAAGGAUGGAUGGCGUGAUUGGGGGUUUAGAUGGUGUAAAGGUCCUUCUGCAACAAAUACUCCCCAUCCCAGUGACCGCAGGAUCAUGGUAACCAAAUUUUAAGCCAGUGUGUAUGCUUUUUCAGGAUCUCAGUCUAGCACUAGAAAGCAAAGUCAUCGUUCACUAAGUGGCCUGCAUUUUUCUCCCUAAACAAAUUUUAAGUUGAACAACCUGGAAAAUGUUUGACAUAUAUUUCACUGUGGGGGAAAAAAAGCACGAGGUUUGCUGAUUUUCGAAACCAGUGUCCUCUAGAAGUGUGUUCAUGCCUACACCACAACAUGUUAUCUGUAUGUGUUCUGUGUCUCUGACCCUUGUAAAUAUUUGUUCAGCACAAAUAGCUGGAAGGUGAGGUCCUGUGCAGGGGAAGAGCGAUCAUGACAAAGUUGAAGAUUAAGUAGAGAGAAAUCCUCUACCUGAUGUCAAGGAAGGGGUAGCAUUCAUCGCUUUAAGCAGUAUUAGUGAGAAGCAAAUGCUAAUAUUAAACUUGUCAGUGGAAAGGAAAGAGCAUAUAAACAUCUUUUUUCUACUGGUGGGUAUUAAUUGCUUUAAAGAAACCUAUACAGCUUUUUCCCAAGCUAGAGAGCUUUAGCACUGAAUUACCUAAAAUGUUUUGGCAUUGGGUGUCCAUUUUGUCUCACCUCUCUUAAGGCUCUCAUUGUGUGGUUCAUCCUGUGCAUUGACAGAAUGCAUCUUGGAGAGGAGAUGAUGAGCUCUGGAACAUGCUAGUUCCAUUGCAUCCACAGAACAGUAAUCUGCCCAUUAAACGUGUUUCUCCAACAGCGAAUAGGAAAAUAUAACUUGGAAUACUUGUAACUUUAAAGUCAUCAAGCCAUUCAAUAAAAUCAUAGAGCAAUUGAGGGACCUCAAGAUACCUGUGGUCCAGUCCCCUGCUCAGGGCAGGAUCUGCUCCAAGGGUCAGACCAGGUUGCUCAGGGCUUUGUCUUCAAGAGCAAACUUGCUCUUGGUAACCUCGGAGGAUGGAGGCGGCACAGCCUGCCUGGGCAACCUGCUCCAAUGCUGGACUCUCCUGGUCACAAAAAAGUUGUUCCUUCUAUCCAGUCAGGACCUCCCCUGUUCUGCUUUACACCUAUCAUGUCUCAGACUCCCACCACUCUCCACUGUGAAAAGCCUGGCUCUCCAUGGAAAAUCCCCCUACUUCUCAGCUGUUUCUUCAUGGAAGGAGUAACUUCCCCUCACCCCAUCUUCCCCGUCUGUCUGUUGUGAAGAGGUUGUGUCCAUCCAUUGCAGUCUUCCAGUUAUCUAAGCUUUCCCACCUCUGUGACUGCGUGUGGAGCUCCAGUUCUUCCUUUUCCUUCAUGCUUUCCCAAUUUCAAAAAGGUCUAAAACUUUUGGCUUUAUCUAUCUACAUCUCUCUUUUUUUGGCUAUAAAGUCUAAAUUCGGAUUUUGAACGUCUCUUGUGUUUGGGUAUAUUUAAGUGUUAGCUGGUUUUGGCUUGUUGCAAUUGUAAUGGCUGUUCACACAAACUGUCUCUCUCAGCCCCCAUGGGAAAGGAAUCUUAGUUUUUAAUUUUAGCUUCUUCAGCAACCUGCUGACAGAGUUUGAUUUCCACCUACCACCUCCUCUCUCUCUCCCAAGCCCUCUGUCUAAGCUAGAAAAACUGAGAUCCAGAACCAGUCUGGGGCAGCUCUUCUUUUGGCGGCAACUCCGUUGUCUUUAAAUGGGAAUCAAAUGUAUAUUACUUGGACUAACCAGUGAGAGGCAAUGUGAGCCCUGUUCCUGUCCACCCUUCAUUCCAGGCUUGUAGUGGAAUCAGCACUGUCUAACUGGCUGGGCUCCAAAGCCAUUUAACCUAGGUGCAAGCCUGUGAAAUGUAAAUAUAUAUAUUUAAAAUGUUUGUAUUGGGCAGUGUGAAUUUGUAGAAAUAAAGGAAGCUGAGCGGUGGAGUUCAGCCAUAGGUGUAGCAGGUGUCUUUCUUUUCUGCAGCAGGAGCACUGCUUCCCAGUAGGCAGUGUUGAAAAGUUCACUAGAAAUCCUAGCUCAGCCACUGACUCACUCAGUGGUCUGGAGCAAGUCGUUGCUCUCUUGCUGCCUCUGUUUCCUCCAUCUGUGAAAGCAGAUGAUCAACUCUGUUGUUGAGGUGCUUGUCACUGGAGAAUAUUCUUCAUACAACCUAAUUAACUAAUACAAUCGAUAUGUGCUAUUAUUGAUUGGGCAUAUUGGACCUUGACAUGCUAGAGCACUGAUGGUGUUGCCUCCUGUGAUUCAGGCAUCAUGUUCCGCAAGAAGAAGAAGAAACGCCCGGAGAUCUCAGCUCCGCAGAACUUUGAGCACCGUGUCCACACUUCAUUUGACCCAAAGGAGGGCAAAUUUGUGGGCCUGCCACCUCAAUGGCAGAAUAUUCUAGACACGCUGCGGCGCCCCAAGCCAGUGGUAGACCCUUCAAGGAUCACGAGGAUGCAACUCCAGCCUAUGAAGACUGUGGUAAGGGGCAGCACCAUGGAAGUGGAAGGCUAUAUCUCCGGGAUACUCAAUGACAUCCAGAAGCUUUCUGCCAUCAGUUCGAACACUCUGAGGGGAAGGAGCCCUACCAGCAGGAGGAGAGCGCAGUCCCUCGGGCUCCUGGGGGAAGACAGACCCCCAGACAUGUAUCUGCAGAGUCCUGAAGCAGACUGGGCAGACAAAUACGGAAACUACCUCAACUGCAAUGGUGGGACCAAGGUGACCCGGAGGCAGACUAUGUGGCCAGAUUACAAACCCCGCCUGGAAGGACAGUCUCACCCCAACGGCAUGGUGAUGAAAGCACAGUCCCUUGGACCUUCGGAGUUCCGGGGUGCUGAUGGCAGCUGCCUCCAGCGUGCCUCUGGUUUGCAGCACAUGCCAACUCUGCCGGCGGAGGGUGAGAAGGCGGGGAAAAAGAGCUCAGAGGAGUGCUGGCCUCAGCCUUGUCUCGUACGGCAAGCAAGCGCCAGGCCCUCAGGGGAGGGCAGCCCUAGCUCCAAAUCCAGGGAGAACAGCCUGAAGAGGCGGCUGUUACGCAGUGUGUUCCCCUCAUCCAGCGGCUCAAACAAGUCAGGCACUUCCCUGCAGAUAAAGGCCAACGCUUUCUUCAGGCCCCAGCAAUGGGGGUCACCACGCAGCCCUGCAGCCAAAGCCCAGUCCCUUCCAUCAGAUCCACCUGCAUCCGAUUUCCCCAGGAUGAUCUCAGAAGCUGGGACCCCCCAGAAGUCACCCACAGCAGAGAAGGCAAUUGCACUGCCACCGGGCAGGCCGUCACCGGCAGGAUCUCCCAGGAACCGGCAGACUCAGACUAGUUCUAGCAACCUUCACCUUCCCCAGGACUCUUCUGUGAAAGGGCAGCUGGCCAGCGAGGACCCGGUGGUUGUGACUCAUGAGCAGUUCAAAGCUGCCCUUAGGAUGGUUGUGGACCAGGGGGAUCCCCGGACAUUGCUGGAGAAUUAUGUAAAGAUUGGUGAAGGGUCCACAGGUAUUGUCUGUAUUGCUCGAGAGAAGCACUCAGGGCGGCAGGUGGCCGUGAAAAUGAUGGACCUGAGAAAGCAGCAGCGCCGGGAGCUCCUUUUCAACGAGGUGGUGAUAAUGAGGGACUAUCAACAUGUCAAUGUAGUGGAGAUGUACAAGAGCUAUCUAGUGGGAGAGGAGCUCUGGGUGCUGAUGGAGUUCCUGCAGGGGGGAGCCCUCACAGACAUUGUCUCUCAGAUCAGGCUAAAUGAAGAGCAAAUUGCAACAGUGUGUGAAUCGGUGCUGCAGGCUCUGUCAUACCUUCACUCUCAGGGGGUCAUUCACCGAGACAUCAAGAGCGACUCCAUUCUUUUGACGCUGGAUGGAAGGGUCAAACUCUCCGAUUUUGGCUUCUGUGCUCAGAUCAGUAAAGAUGUACCUAAAAGAAAGUCCUUAGUAGGUACUCCCUACUGGAUGGCUCCAGAAGUUAUUGCAAGGAUACCAUACACUACUGAGGUGGAUAUCUGGUCUCUGGGGAUCAUGGUGAUAGAGAUGGUGGAUGGAGAACCCCCCUAUUUUAGUGAUUCUCCAGUCCAGGCAAUGAAGAGACUCCGUGACAGUCCUCCUCCCAAACUGAAAAACUUCCACAGGACCUCCCCAGUUCUGAGAGACUUCUUGGAAAGGAUGUUGACACGGGAUCCACUAGAAAGAGCAACGGCACAAGAACUCCUGGAUCACCCCUUUUUGCUCCAGACAGGACUUCCAGAGUGCCUGGUCCCCCUUAUCCAACAAUACAGAAAGCGUACCUCUACCUGCUGAUUUUACAUAAGGGCAAAUGCCAGGAAAAAGUAAUGUUUAUUUAAAUUAAAAAAAAAAAAAAAAAAAAAAGAGACUGGGCAGUCUCGUCUUGCAAAUGGUGCUUGGAACUUGUCAGCAAUCAUUUUAGAGGAUGAAUGUGAAUACUGUCCUUGCAUUCUCAGCCUCUUGUGGCUUUUCUUGCUGAAGACAAUCAAUACGUACUAGAUCCAAAUAAGACCAAGUGUGUCUCAAGAACAAAGCAGGCGUCUCGUGGCUUCUUCUGAAGAAUAGCAUUUUAAAAUGGAGUCUGAAGUUGCGUAUCUGAAUGUCUGCAAGUUCCUGCAAACCUUGGCUGCUGACUACUGAACUGGAACAAUAUUUCCCAAUUAGAAAUGUGAUCUUCGUUUCCUUAGUUGUACACUGGAGUCUUGAGCUGACUCGGAUGUAUGGUUUUGGGAUACAGACCCCCUUAAACUCUCAAACAAUGCACAAAGACUUGACAAUUUUUUUCUUUGAGACUUUUUCACAGAUGAUUUUAAUUUCCUUUGUUUAAAUGUGGACUUAGAAAACUGUACAUAUUUUCCAAGGGAGCAGGUGUGAUAUGUAUAUAUUUGUUUCUAAAUGGCUCUCUGGCACCACCAUGCUUCACUUUUGCUGAGGAAUAUGUAUGGUUUAGUGGUCAAUCUUGAAUCCAUUUCAUGAUCUUAAGCUUUUGGAGGGGGAAUCCCUUGGAUGUGGACUCUCUGAAGAUGGGCGUUCUUGCUACCAGGAUCUCAUGGUUGAAAAUUCACAACACGCAACACCUCCAGUGCUGGUGGGAACGGAGAGGCUGAGAGCUGGCUCCUGCACUGGGUUUCCAGGCACCUUUCUUUCCAAGUCUUUUCUCCCAAGAGAGGCUGAGAAGUGCUGCCCUGGGACGAUUGUUGGGCAGCCGUGGGGGAUGCUCUAGGAGACUGAAUGAAAAGGUUUCAGCUGUCCUGCAUACCCCAGGAGAGAUUUUUGUGUUCGUGUGAGGUGAUGUGUUGAGCCUUGGUCUCCCCUGCUUGCUACUGCAGAACAUGGGGAGAAGGGAAACUUUUGAUGUAUGUUUUGUUAUCGGUAAUGCCCUAUCCCACCAUCCCUUCGCUGAUACGUUUGGAAGGUUACUGGUUGUCUAAACAGCUCUUUCAGUUAUUAUUUUAAAAUAGAUUUAGAUAUUUUGUAUGAUACGCUUUCUGAUCGGCGAGAUAGUCAAGGUAAUUGGACUCUAGGUCAGGCUGUAACGUUGUACAGUAAUGGUGUGUAUUGUUGUGAGGUCUCGAGAAUAUAAUCUUACAUGUGGAACUGGGAUCCUGUUUUGAAACUCCAGAUACAAAUUUAUAGGAAUUUAAGUUAUUCUUGGGACAGGCCUGCUGUCUCAGAACGAACCUCAUGAUUGCAUUUUCCUCAGAAGAUGUUAAUAAUCUUUAUCCUCUGCUAUUUACUCCAGUUACAGAUCCUGCUUCAAAAUUGAAGCCACAGUCGAUUACUUGAAGUAAUUUGGGAUGGAAUUCAUCUGCACUGAUGCCAGCCAUCAAACGAUGGGCAUCCAGUCUGUGAAGCACAUAGGUUGGCUCUGUAGACCAUGGUGCAAGGAGCACCUCAGAGGGUGAUUCAUCUCCAUUCUCUCAGAUACCUGCUGAAGGAUGAAAUUGCUGUCCCUCGAAACCGCUCUGCCUGUGGCUGGCAGAGGGAUCGUAGGUGGUUUGCCUGGACUGGGUGUUGAUGAAGUUGGUUGAAAUUAAUUCAUUUAGCUCCUCCUUAGCUGCACUGGAAAAUUUUUGAUGUAAAAUGUUUCUGUAUUCCAGAUAUACUGCUUUUUUUUAUGCAAAAGAGCAGGGCUUUGAAAAGAUUUAUAAUUUGAAACAAACGAUCCUGCUCGUCUGUAGUUGUGAAUCCUUUGCACUUGUGUUUUAAAUUAAAGUAGAUCUUGAUUUAUUCAUAAGCCUGUUGCAGUGCUGAGAUGCUUUAAAAUAUGUCUAUAGUUCAGAGAUGUAAGGGAAGCGUGAACCUUGAAGUCUGGUCUAACUUAUCUGUUCUGUGGCUAUGUGGCUUUUAAAACAAGAAGAGACUGCAGCAGAAGCCUGGAUCCUGAAACAAACAUUUCUUGGAGACAGGGAUGACAGGUUUAACUUUUAGCACCGUUUUAUACUUUGGCCCAAGUCUGACUAAACACAGUGAGGGAAGGCCCCCUUGAAAGAUUGCAUUCAAGUAUCUUAUAAAAUAUUAAAAACUCAUUACCAUAUUUGCGAAGAAUGCACAAAGUAUCCAUCUUCCUGUCCAAUAUAGAAUUAAAUAUCUGACUCUUGUGUUUCUCUCUUUACAGUUCGUGCAUGGCAUAUCACCAAUUAAUUGCUCCAUUACUUAGAUGAGUGUGGUAUCAAAUAUAAAUCCAAAGGCAAACCUAGAUCAGUUAAAAGAUUGAAGCUGUGUCUCCAGGGCCAACAGCUCCUUCCCCAAGAAGCAGGCAGCCAGGCAGGAGAAUUAUGAUAAACAGAGCAGGUUCGUAAUUUGCAUUGCAGUAGCGUUCAGGAGCGAGAUUUCUUGUAUGCUAAGCGAUACCGAAGUAUGUAACAAACUGUAGCCUCUUCUCUGAAGAGCUCGUAGGCUACGCGGCGGGUAAUUAUGCUCUGAGAUGUUGUUUUCUCUGAUUAUCUUUUCAUAUAUACUUUCAACAAGGCUAUGCUUAUGUCUCAGGGGUUUCUGUUGUUUUGUGUCAUGUUUCACCUGAAUCCU